Messenger RNA from Anguilla rostrata (American eel), 6540 nucleotides. RefSeq names its product SHC-transforming protein 1-like. The transcript has 12 exons. NCBI's taxonomy places the organism in Eukaryota, Metazoa, Chordata, Actinopteri, Anguilliformes, Anguillidae. Gene Ontology annotation, biological process: cell surface receptor protein tyrosine kinase signaling pathway; intracellular signal transduction. Gene Ontology annotation, cellular component: plasma membrane. Gene Ontology annotation, molecular function: receptor tyrosine kinase binding. The record is from RefSeq and is a predicted model, not a curated record. Bases 444 to 2129 code for a protein of 561 amino acids.
GGGUGGGAGGGAGGGGAGGGGCAGCCGCGGGGGCUGAGUCACCGUCCCAUCAAUGGUGAUGAUGAUGAUGAUGAUGGUGGUGAUGACGGUGUCGUUGUCGCCGGUCUGCUGAGGAGUCUCUGAAGUUUGAGCCGCAGCGGAUUCUGCGCUUGGCGGCGGUCGAGGCCGCGCUGCCGUCGGACCCAGGGUGUCCCGCGCUGGCUGGCUGUCCCGCGCUGGCCGGCCUAUGAUGCUGGGUACACAGGGACUCGCAAGGACAGAGGAACACAGGCCUUGUUUUGAGAAGAAAGUUCCGGGCUCUUUUACUCAGGAGGAGAGAACGAAAGUGACUCCAAGGACCUUUGGAAGGAAGUAGUGAUCUGCUGCUCGAAAAGGGUGUGGGUGGCGGUACAAUCCUCUUUUUUUUAGCCGCUGAAUACCGCUCCCCGUUUCCGAAGCUCAAAAUGGAGCUGGUUCCAAAGACGAAGUACACCCACUUCCGCAGCGAGUCUCUCAGCUCAACGGACGAUACCAACUCCAACCCCUCCCUGCCCAACUCCGCCCCGCUCACCCCCCUCACCCCUCCCGGCAUGUCCUCCUCGCUGUCCUCUACCUCCCUGACCGCCAUCCUGCCCCCCUCGUCGCCCCGCCCGGCCGAGAACAGCCCCACCACCUUCUGCUCCUUCUUCCCCCGCAUGGGCGCCCUCCGGCUGGGCGUGUCGGCCACUCUGCUCCCAGGCCUGAAGGCCGGGAGCAGGCCGCAGCUGCCCCCGGAGCCCGAGGAGCCCCCCGAGGGACCGCCUCCGCCGCCGGAACCCGCGCCGCCGCUAACCGCCGCCUCUCCCUCUCCCCGCCCCCUCCCGCAGGACAUGAACCGGCUGGGCGGGGCCCCGCGGCGGGCCCGGGUGGAGGGCGGCCAGCUGGGCGGGGACGAGUGGACGCGGAACGGGUCCUUCGUCAACAAGCCCACCCGCGGCUGGCUCCACGCCGACACCGUGCUGAGCGGAGCGGGAGUGUCCUACUCCGUACGGUAUAUGGGAUGCGUGGAGGUGCUCCAGUCUAUGAGAGCUCUGGAUUUUAACACAAGAACUCAGGUCACAAGGGAGGCCAUUACUGUGGUUUGUGAGGCCGUUCCUGGUGCCAGAGGCACCCAGCACAGGCGAAAGGGUCCCUCCCGGUGCCUGUCCAUCUUGGGGAAGAGCAACCUGCAGUUUGCUGGCAUGGCCAUCACUCUCACCGUGUCCACCAGCAGCCUCAACCUGCUGGCCUCCAGCUGCAAACAGAUUAUCGCCAACCAUCACAUGCAGUCUAUCUCAUUCGCCUCAGGAGGAGACCCCGACACGGAGGAAUACGUAGCUUACGUUGCCAAAGACCCUGUCAACCAAAGAGCCUGCCACGUGCUGGAGUGCCCUGAGGGCACUGCCCAGGAGGUCAUCGGCACCAUCGGGCAGGCCUUCGAGCUGCGCUUCAAGCAGUACCUCAAGAACCCCCCCAAACUGGUGGCCCCCCACGACAGGAUGGCUCCCUUUGACGGGUCGGCGUGGGAGGAAGAGGAGGAGGAGGACGAGGUCGUCCCCGCCCCCGAGGUGGCGUACUACAACGACUUCCCCGGCAAGCUGCCCCCCCUGGGCGGGCUGGUGGACAUGAGGUGUCACGCCACGGGGCCGACCCUGCCGUACGGACAGCCAGGACAGACGGACGGGUACAAGCAGCCAUUCCCACCUGUGACAGCGGGCAGCCUCGAUGACCCUUCCUACGUCAACGUUGAAAAGCCCCGCCCCCCUCCUCUCGCAGUCAAUGAGUCCUUUGACGAUGGCACCACAGUGCCCCCUCUGGCCAGACAGCUGCAGCGCGAGCCCUGGUUCCACGGCAGCCUGAGCCGGCGGCAGGCAGAGAGGCUGCUGGGAAGGGACGGGGACUUCCUGGUGCGCGAGUCCGGCACCACCCCGGGACAGUACGUCCUCACGGGGCAGCAGGGGGGUCAGCCCAAACACCUACUGCUGGUGGACCCAGAGGGAGUGGUCCGGACCAAGCACCACCGCUUUGAGAGCGUGAGUCACCUGAUCACCUACCACAUGGACAAUCGGCUGCCCAUCGUUUCGGCGGGGAGCGAGGUGUGCCUGCAGCGCCCCGUGGAGCGCGUGCCCUGAUGCGGAGAUCCCCAAACCACCCCCCUCCCCUCGCCCCGACCCGCCAACCCGUCCCCACGCGCCGUCCUGCCCGCCAAACCCGCAGGUAUCCCAGAGUGCCUUGUGCUAUCAGUGCCCUGUCCGUAGUCGCCAGUACCGGCAGCCACCGCGGUCAACGCUUAAGACUUGGGGCAGAAGGACCAUGGGAAUUGUGGGAAAUUUCGAAUGAGUGAUGGACGCCGGGACCGAUGGGAAGGCCACAGGAGUGGCCGGCCCGAGUUUCCCGACGCGUGCGAGACUCGCGGACGCUGACGGAGACGGACUGGGCGGCCCUUCCCUCCCGCCUGUAACCGUUUCCCUGGGAGCAGGUGAAUGAAAGGGGGCUAAAACCGUCUCCUGGGCCCAUCUUGUUGAGGCUCCGGCUGGACAGCUUUCGGCCAACCUGGAGCACCAUCCGACCCUUUGAGGAUGUCUCUUGGACCAAGGUCUUUUCGACCUUGCCUUGUGGACAGAAACACUACCGCCACAAAACUGACAGUUAUCCUGACCUGGUUCAGCUCGCGGGGUUGUGGUCGUCUCUCAGCCCUCUUCAUCUGUUUCAGUACUAAUGUAGCAAUCUUCAGUCUUCGUACGGCUUGUGUGAGUGGGAUGUGAUUUUGCCUCUUUUAGGUGACAAAGCUUUUCCACAGAAACAAUCACGUAGCACCUAUAGGUUGAGAAGGGAAAAAAGACAUUUGUGGAAAAUGAGGGGUCAGGACAGGAAGGGAAUGAGGGGGAUGAAUGAGGUUAAAGCUCACAAGUAUUGCCCUGCUGCCUUGUGGGAACUGUAGGCUGCCUCGCUGAUUUUGAUGAUAUCUGCCCAAACCCCUGUUGCCAUUUCAGAACUACAUCUCCAGUAAUUCCCUGCUGUCGUUCUUGCUUUUGAUUUCUUGGUGCAGUGCAGGAAGUGUAGUCCAAUCCAGUUGACCCCUGAGUUGCAAUGACAAUCCUAUCAGUACUUGCCUCCUGUCAAUUGAAUACAUUUAACCUUAAGUUUCAUACUCUAGCAUACCUUCACAAUCCAUGCAUGCAACAAGCUUAAACACUUUUAAAAUAACUUCUAUUUCUGGCAGUUGCAGUUUCAGUUAAGGUUUCAGUGUAUUUGUGGAAUACUAUUCACUUUGAAAAUGGUUUCCUUGUAUAUGUUGCCAAAGCACUUUCUGUAAUUUCCUUCUUUUUGCAAAUAAUCCUCGUCAAACACUGAGCGCUUGACUCUGAUUGGCUCUCAGGUUUGAAUGGUCAUUCGGUCAGAGGCGCCUUUUUUUUUUUUUUUUUUUUUUUUUGGUACAGUAUUUUUAUUUUUUUUUGUUCUCUUCGGAUUUAAACUCACUCCAAGAUCUACCUCAAUGCCUUCACGUGCUUUUACACACUCCCUGUGUUUAGAAAAACCAUUUAAAAAUCAUUUUAAAUGGAAUUUCUGCGGUUUCCAACACUGGUUAGUGAGGAGGUGGGUUUUGUUGUAGGUGCUGCAAAAGUAAUUAAAUGCAGAAAUGAGAAAAGAGAGAGACUGGAAACGCUUCCGGAAGAAACGGUUUGGAUUAUUUCAGGUUUAAAGCACUCCCUUCAUUUUAAUAUGGAGAGCCAUUAAUAUAGUGCCUAAAAGUUGCUCAAGCAUUGAAUAACUGACAGUGUAGUCUUUCCAUGUAGUCACUGCUGUGUUGCUUUAAUUAUUGUUGUUUCUAUUAUUGUUGAUAAAAUAACAGCGUAAGACUGGCCCUGCUCAGUGUUUAGAAAUGCCUUAAGAUAUCAAGGUUGAUUUUUAGCACAUUUGAAAGGUGAUUGACGAGAGGGAAGCUUUUCAAAUUCAAUAAACACAACUAAAAGGGACAAGGAUUUUGCCUCCAUACCUGCAUUCAGACGGAUGUGGGAACCCACGGGCUUUAUUGCGUUAAGUGGCCUGGGGGCUAUGCAGGGCAGCUUUCUCCUUUCUAGUCUUCAGUUUUUCAGCAUUGAAACCUUUGCAGGUAUAUCUGUAUGUGUAGUGAAAGCACUAAAAUCCAAAUUUUGUUUUUAGACAAUUUUUUUUGUUUUGCCCUUUUAUGGCAAUUUUUUGGACGACCGUUGGGAUGGGAACUUGCCCCGCCCCCGCAGCCUCCAGCACACAGCCAGCCGCGGUUUUUUUUCCUCUCCGCCAGCCGCCAGUUGAUCUGCAGGGGGGCGGAGUCGCGUGGCUAGUGCAGGCAGGCUGCUGGCGUCUGAUUGGUCAGAGGAGUUGCAGUUGCACGGUGAGGUGAGGAACUACCCGAUGCCCUCCUUCGCCUCGACGACCUUGUGGCCAAUCAGGUCUCGCCUAGCGGUGGUUGGCGCUGGCUUGGCUGGGAGGCUUGUACAGGCCAUGGGGUGCGUCAAAGACCCGUGCUUUUGCUGGUGAACCCUCCCAAGGGUUUUAUUUUAAUGGGAAGUAAUAAAUGAUCCUCGUCAUUCAGCAUUCUGGCCCCUUUCAUUACGUUAUGGCUAGUUUGUGCAUUUAAUCGUGUGUCCGUCAGACUUCUUAUAUCAACAAAAUCAGGGGGGAGUGGAUAAAAUUUGCUUCAGGUGGGUGUUUUUAGUUGCGGCGAAGUCCCUCACUUAAUUUACUCAAUAAGGGGCACCCACACAGUGAUGGUAGUACCUUAGUUUUACCACUAGGUGGAAAAGGGAACUAAUUGGAGGAUCUGUCAAAGUAUCCAUAGUAUUGUUUUUUUUUUUUUUUUUUAAUGAUUGUGUAAAAAUAAUCAUUUGAAGAAUAAUUGUCUUUGUUUAAAAAUUGUGAUCUGCGGUUUGGUUUGAAAUAUGUUCCGGUGAGGCUUGGGAACCUCCGUGGAAUCAGAGGUUGGAGAGAGGCAAGAAGAGAAAAGAUGCACCUCAGUGUGUGCUACCUCAUCUUUUCUCUCCGUUCUUCCUCCUUCCCUCUCUCCCUCUCCCUAUUCUCGUGUUUUUUCCUUUUUAAUCUAACCGUGCCUUAUUCCACCGCUGCAGCAGCCAUAUUGAUCAAAUUCAGCCAUUCUUGUGCACUUAAAAGUUGCCCAGAAACCUGAUGUCAGUCAAGUGUGACCUCCUGGAAUUCUCUCAGGUGACAUCGACUUGCUCUCCCUUCAGAUUCGCUCCAGGUUUUUUCCUAAUAUAUUUGUAGCCCAAAGUGGGCCGGUCCCCUGUUCUGUUGAGGCCGCCGCUGGUGAUCUGUGACAUUUUAAUGCUUGUGAAAUACCCAUCGGUUCUACCUUUUGUGAUUUGAAUAGCUUUAUCUCCCUGGAUUAGUGGAACAUUACAUGCAUGAAUGGACAAAGCGUGGCUUCAGUUGUCCUGAAAUGAAAGAGCUUUCUCUGCGUUACGGUGUUGGCAAAGGACAGCCGGUUACCUUCAAAGCCAGAAUGUUCACACUGUGCACAGUACACAUGCUAUAUAAUGUCUGCUGUACUUACCUGUACAUUAUUCGCUGCGUAAAUGGUGGUAUGUAAAGCGUGCUUUGUGGUAACUUGGAUCGGUUGAAAGCUUUUGAUCUUUGACAUAAGCCAAAAACGGUGAGUCUUUGAGUUUUAGGGGUCAGGCAGUUCUGUCUACCAGUUCUAGAGUUUUUGUUUUUUCCAUUUUAUUUUCAUGCUCGUCUGUACCAUCACUGGCAUUUUCUUUUUCUUUAAAAAAAAAAAAAAAAAAACGUGGUUCAGUAUCUUUAACUGUUCAGCUAUAUGUCACAUGCUUUGUUUUCGAUGUUUCUUCUGUCUGUUCUAAUACAGACUCUUGCUUAUUGCACAAAGGAACUUGUUUGACUUUUGGUCGCUUUUUUUUGUUUGUGUUCUUUUGGAACUUUUGCUCAGACAUCAGGUGGCCCGCCCACAGAGUCUAGCAGCUCAUAGUGCUGACGGCGCCUGUUCUUCUGCGUCUGAAUACGUUGUCUUUUUCCAUUAUGGCUUUUUCCCUGCAUGUGAGCUUGCCUAAUGAGUGCAUAAUACUUGACAAACCAAAAGAUUUGUUGCUUAUUUACCCAGUUUGCAUUGUUUCUUUGUUAAGUUGUAUCUUUAUUAUACUUUUAUUUUUAAGGUUGGUGUCUCUCUUGCUCUCUCUCUCAUACACACACACACACACACACACACACACCAUAUAUUCCUCCUUGGUGGGUUUGGUCUCUAAUAUGGUUUCAAAUAUAUUUUCUUGAUUUUUACAAACUGAAUUUGAUGUCUUGAGGUAUGCUUGCUUGUGUCUGUGGGUAGCGGUAUUCACAACUGCCAGAGCCAUCAACAGGGGGUGAGAAUGUGGGAAAAAAUAUGAAUAUUGAUCAGUCAGUAGGUUGUGAUAGAAAACUUACAGGAAAGUUUUAAUGACUUUUGUCCACCAACAAAGAAAAGACGAGUGUAAAGCUGUCUGUAUUGGGCUUAGUGGGUAGAAUUUGGCACAGAAAUAAAGGACUUGAACCUGG